Messenger RNA from Perca flavescens (yellow perch), 562 nucleotides. RefSeq names its product LIM domain only 3 (gene lmo3). Gene Ontology annotation, biological process: positive regulation of transcription by RNA polymerase II. The transcript is spliced from 4 exons. Gene Ontology annotation, cellular component: nucleus. Bases 12 to 482 code for a protein of 156 amino acids. NCBI's taxonomy places the organism in Eukaryota, Metazoa, Chordata, Actinopteri, Perciformes, Percidae. Gene Ontology annotation, molecular function: transcription coactivator activity; DNA-binding transcription factor binding. The record is from RefSeq and is a predicted model, not a curated record.
CGCUUCAACAAAUGCAGAAAAGGGAGAAAAGUUUCGGUAUACAAAUGCUCUCCGUCCAGCCGGACACCAAGCCAAAAGGCUGUGCCGGCUGCAACCGGAAGAUCAAGGACCGCUACCUGCUGAAGGCCCUGGAUAAGUACUGGCACGAGGACUGCCUCAAGUGUGCCUGCUGUGACUGCCGGCUGGGCGAGGUGGGCUCCACGCUCUACACCAAAGCCAACCUCAUCCUGUGCCGGAGAGACUACCUACGGUUGUUUGGUGUAACGGGGAACUGUGCGGCCUGCAGCAAGCUAAUUCCAGCCUUCGAGAUGGUCAUGAGGGCCAAGGAGAACGUCUACCACCUGGACUGUUUCGCAUGCCAGCUCUGCAAUCAGAGGUUUUGUGUGGGAGACAAGUUUUUCCUGAAGAACAACAUGAUCCUGUGCCAGACGGACUACGAGGAGGGGCUGAUGAAGGAGGGCUACGCCCCCCAGGUCCGCUGACCCCCGCAAGACAAGGAGGAGGAAGAGGAGGAAGAGGAGGAGGAAGAGGAGGAGUAGGAGUGGGAGAAAGAGAGACUGAA